CUGGAAAAUAAUCUUCGUGGGUAUUAUAUUCAAAAGCCGUUUAAUGACAUGGUCUUUGGGCACAGAAAUUGUGCAGUAUUUGGGUGCCAUAACAGUGGGAAAAAGCUUGAGAAAUGGGCUUCACAGCAAUGCGAAGUUCACGAUUGUUUACACGGCACUCCGCCAUGUGACUGUCCGCUGCCGUUCAAGCUAUUUCCGUUCCCUACUGAACGCAAAAACAAUGAGGGUAGAAAGCGCUGGAUCCAUCUUCUAAAGAGAAAAGGCCCGAAAGGAGAAGUCUGGCAACCUAAUAAUUCGUCGAGAGUCUGCAAUGAGCACUUUGUUGAUGGGAAACCCACGAAAGAAAACCCUGAUCCUGUACUCAAAAUGGGCUACGAGACAAAGUCUACUCGUAACCGUAAACCGCCUACUGAUAGAUCAUCAUUACUAGAAGAAAUGAAACGUUUAAGAACUCAAGAUAAUACUCAAGAUAACACACAAGAUAAUAUUCAAGAUGAUACUCAAGAUAAUGCACAUGAUAGUCAAGAUGCUCCUGUGAUUCAAGAACCAAGUAGUUCCUCGUUUAUAACAGAAGAAGAACAUUGUACUACUGCCGGUCGACCCGACCAUAUCACUCACGAUCAUGCAUAUUCGUUUGGCUGGUACAACCUAGAAGAUCCUGACUUCUGUAUGAAAGAAAAAUGCUUGCAGGAAAGACUCAAGCAGUUCAAUGAGAUCAAAGAUCUCAAAGAAAAACUCCAAGAACUUGAAAGUGAACUCAAAGCAUGUAAGAUAAAACUCAAGGCCAGACAGCGUAAGGGACUAGAACAUUCUGAUUUGAAAACAAAUUCAUCUGUUCGUCUACUAACCGGCCUACCAUCAAAACGAGUAUUCAAUAAGUUGUUUGAAGUAGUGAAGGGAAACAUUAAAAAAGUAAACUACUGGAGUGGCCCAAAAAAAUCUACUAAAAAAGGAAGAAACUUCAAAAAAACACCAAAUAAGUUUGGCCCUAAAAGAGCUUUGUCAGAAAAAGAUGAGUUUCUUUUGACCUUAAUGAAACUUCGACUUGGAUCAACAAAUGCUGACUUAGCACAGAGGUUUGGAAUUUCAACUACAAAUGUAACAAAUGUUGUUACUACCUGGGUGAAAAUCCUAGCAAGUGAACUUAAAUGUUUGGUUUACAAUCCCUCCAUCGAUGUUGUGAAAGCAACUUUGCCCGCAAAGUUUAAAAAGCCAGGCUACUCUAAUGUACGCCACAUCAUUGAUUGCACAGAAAUAUUUAUUGAAACCCCAAGCGACCCAAACCUUAGAGCAGCUACGUGGUCAGACUACAAGCAUCACAACACUGCUAAGCUGUUGGUAUCAAUAACACCACAUGGUUUUUUCAAUUUCUUAUCCAAAGCAUGGGGAGGGAGAACUUCAGAUGUGCAUCUGACAAGAGAAUCAUCAUUUUAUGAUAUCAUUGAACCUGGCGAUGAAGUGAUGGCAGACCGUGGAUUCACAAUUGCUGAAGACCUCUUAAUCAGAAGCUCAAGACUACACAUCCCCCCUGGUAAACGUGGACAAGAGCAGUUCACUAAAGCUGAAGUUGCUAAAACAAAAGAAAUUGCAAAUCUUAGAAUCUUUGUUGAGCAAGCAAUAAGACGGUUGAAGACGUUUAGACUGAUAAAGCAUGAACUACCAAUAUCACUGCUUGGCAGUAUAGACAACAUUGUACUUAUUUGUGCAGCCUUAUGUAACUUGUAUAGACCCUUGGGUAAAAAAUGAUUAACAAGAAAUGUACAAAUAGCUAAAAAGAUUGACAGCAUUUAACCCAUGAAAGAAUAUAAACUUCAUAAAUUUAGAGGAUACCAAUAUGUAUUAGUCUAAGUUCUUUCUUAGGUUAAAUGUUAUUCAAAAUCUCUGCUCUACUUUACUAGCAACUAGUAUAGAGUGCAAUCACUUAAUCUUUCAUACAAAUGGUACCAAAUAAUACUAAAUAGUGUUGAUAAUGGUACAUAACAAGAAAAUUAAGUAAUAGUAUGAUUUAGUACCAUUUAAUGCUUCAGCUAUUAAGUAUGUGCACUCUGAAUAAGAACUGUUAUAUUAUUUGCACCACAAGGACCUCACAAGAGAAAAAUUAUUCUGGUAGAGUGAUUACAAUCAUUAGAUAUAAUUUGUAAAUAUUUUUCUUCAUUUCACAGCUCAUGUGUCGCUGAACACAAAUAAAUAAUAUAUUAUUUAUUAUUACUAUAUAUAUAACUGCAAACAAUAUCAAACUGUAACAUUUUCAAUCAUACUGAAGUGUGGUCAAUGCAUUACUUGUAUAAAAUUUCAUGAUUUGAUUCAUCCAUUCCAGUUUCCACAACAGACAAUUUUACUGUUCUAUUCAGAGACUAUUUGAGUUCAAUUUAGAACUGUCAGACCAGUUUUUCCAGAUAUGAAAUUGUAAAAAUUCUAAAUUGUAUAUAAAAUGUACAAAUGUAUUUUUAGUGUUUAC
Pocillopora verrucosa is the source of this 2458-nucleotide messenger RNA. RefSeq lists its product as uncharacterized. NCBI's taxonomy places the organism in Eukaryota, Metazoa, Cnidaria, Anthozoa, Scleractinia, Pocilloporidae. The record is from RefSeq and is a predicted model, not a curated record.